This is a messenger RNA of Paraglomus occultum, 512 nucleotides long. The record is from the annotation of a GenBank genome assembly. NCBI's taxonomy places the organism in Eukaryota, Fungi, Glomeromycota, Glomeromycetes, Paraglomerales, Paraglomeraceae.
GCCUGAUUAGCACAGAAGAUGUAGAAUGUGCAAUUGAUAUGGCAAAACAGAUGUCAUCAAAGUUCAAUUAUGAGCGUGAGAGGAAGGAAGCAUUUAUUGAUAUCAUGAGAACCUACCUACAAAAUUACAGUUUCAGUGGUAAUGAAAUCUCUGGUUUCCAGUCAGAUGGACACAUUGUGCUGACAAUCAAGGGAGAAGAAAUGAUCCUUUCCAUUCUGGAAGUCAAGCCAGAGUUUGGGAAAGGACACAGUCCUUUUCUUGGUUUUGCUGGUGCAAUUAACACAGAUAAGCCCCAGUGUGACCCCUUGGGACUGGUAAUCCCAUUGUUCUAUCUACCUGAUGACCAUGCUUACAUGAUCAGAAUCACAUGGAUGCUGAGAGCACUCAAGGAGUGCAUCUACCAUCUUCACAAGUUUUAUCUGGAUGAGCUUAUGUCAGCCAGAUCUGCUGUUAACACAGUUCCACAACAAGCAAACUUCCCAUAUUCUUGUGAAUUUAAUCAUCUGGAAUGA